This is a messenger RNA of Dioscorea cayenensis subsp. rotundata (Guinea yam), 1283 nucleotides long. RefSeq names its product salutaridine reductase-like. Gene Ontology annotation, cellular component: membrane. Gene Ontology annotation, molecular function: oxidoreductase activity, acting on the CH-OH group of donors, NAD or NADP as acceptor. The transcript is spliced from 5 exons. Lineage: Eukaryota; Viridiplantae; Streptophyta; Magnoliopsida; Dioscoreales; Dioscoreaceae. The record is from RefSeq and is a predicted model, not a curated record. Bases 232 to 1140 code for a protein of 302 amino acids.
UUUGCAGGGUUAUUGAUUUUGAGGAGCUUGCACUUAUAUAUAUAGAAUUUAACACUAUUUUGCUUAUGUGCUUGAGACGCAUAAUUUCUUAAGGACUUUUAUAGUAGUUUUGACUUUAACAGUCAACUAUCACCAUCUUUUCUAUAGUCUAUACAGAUACAAUUCUUCACAAGCGGAUCUUUUACUGCAGACAAAGAGUAGGCACCGAGAUUUUUCAUCAGGAUCACAAACAUGGAGGGGGAAGCAUCAAAAAGGAUUUCUGUAGUGACUGGUGCAAACAAAGGGAUUGGGUUGGAGAUUGUGAAGCAGCUUGCUAGCAAUGGAAUCAUGGUGUUGUUGACUGCUAGGGAUGAGAAGAGAGGCACUGAAGCUGUUGAGAAGCUCAAAGAUUCUGGCUUCUCUGAUGUGGUUUUUCAUCAGUUGGAUGUGUCUGACACUGCUAGCGUUUCCACUUUGGCUGAUUUCAUCAAAACACAAUUUGGGAAGCUUGAUAUCUUGGUUAACAAUGCUGCAGUUAGUGGAAUUUCUGUAGAUCUUCAUUCUCUAGAUUCAUCAACAAAAGAAAGCAUUGAGCAAGGUGGAUUUCCGUCUUUCUUAAAGCUAUUGGCUGCAGCUGUAGAGGAUUAUGAGAAAGCAGAGGAAUGUUUGAACAUUAACUAUUAUGGCACCAAGAAAGUAAUAGAUGCUCUCAUGCCACUUCUUCAAUUAUCACAUUCACCAAGAAUUGUGAAUGUUUCAUCUAGUGGUGGAAAGCUUCAGUAUAUUCCUGGUGAAAGCAUCAGAAAAGAAUUUGGCGAUCCAGAUGGCUUGAGUGAAGAUAAAUUAGAUGAACUGUUGCAACUCUUUUUAAGUGAUUUCAAAGCAAAGAAAUUAGAGGAAAAUGGCUGGCCAACAAGAUCUUCUGCAUACAUAAUCUCAAAAGUAGCUUUGAAUGCUCUUACGAGGAUUCUUGCAAAGAAGUAUCCCAAAUUCUGCAUCAACUGUGUACAUCCUGGUUUUGUAAAAACCGAUUUAAAUUUUAAUACCGGGACCAUAACUGUUGAAGAAGGCGCAAAAGGUCCAGUCAUGUUGGCUUUGCUUCCUGAUGGCGGCCCUUCGGGUUUUUACUACGAUCUUACAUCGGUAUCAACUUAUGAAUAAGUUCUUUUCUUAAUGUUGGUGAAGUGUGUUAUAUUAAUAAAGUCUAUGAUUGUGUCAAAAUACAAUUUCUAUCCUAGUGUAUUAACAGACUUUAUAUUUGGUGCUAUUAUUAGUUGGAAAUGAUCUCUAUGUUUAAUAGACUA